AUGUCAACCAACCAAGAGCCGAGCACCCAUCAGGGGGAAAAAGGAAACACGCCGGAGGGGGGAAAAAAUCAUGAGGAAAAAUUUAACGACCCCUCAGCCAGUGCUGGUAAGUGGUACACAGCUGACUCUUGCAGCAACAAAAAAGACACCUGUGCUUUAAAAAAAACUGAAACAAAAGUCCGAAUAUUCUUAUUCACAGAGGGUGAAAAAAGCGCUUUUGUUCAGGAGGUUUGAGUACUUAGCUGUGUUUAACCGUGAAUCAUGUUCUUUUUCUACAGUCCCUGAAACUCUGCAAACAGGAUCAGACUCACACAGUCAUGAUGGAGCUCCUAAAAUCCCCACGCUUGCUCCGGUAAAAAAUUGUGUUUGGACCACCAUAUUUCAGUGAAAAAAAAUUGAACAAAACAAUAACCUGAUCUAGAUCCACGUUAAUCUAUUAAGUUAAACUGACAGCUAUUGUUUAUUUUUCAUGCAUGAAUUUAUUUGCAUAAUGAGAUCAACAUAGAAUAAGAAACUUGAUAAUAAAUAUAAUUGCCUUUUAUACAAAAAAAGAAAAUAAAAAACUGUCAGAGUUUUUCUGGGUGAUACUAAAUUCAAAACCACUUGAUGUUAAAGCACCUCAUUGUUGACAGGUUUUCGUUUUCGGAAACCCCGGGAACACCAUACGACAGGUAUUUUCUGUAGAGAAAAAGCAUUUGUGCCAUUUUCAAUUAUUGUAACCAGUUUAUCAAAAAUGAAACAGCCUUUAUUAAAACUAUUGAAACUGCUUUAUUAAAAUAAUUUGUUUGUACUUCUCUUCUAGAAGUCGCCAGCAUCUGAGAACUUGAGCAACAAAACUGAUUCCACCACAGAGGACGACGGAGAGGGAACAAACCAAACAUGUAAAGUCAACGGCACUUGAUCAGUCAUUACAGAUUUGAGGGAAAAUAAAUCGUAAACUUUGGCAAAGGAGCUUAGUCUAACUGUAAUCUUUAUCCUUGCAGCAAUUGAAACUCCACCACAAGAAUCUGGCAGCUCCACCAACACUUCUGGAGAUCUGAAUUCCUUCGCUGGUGCACAACAGGUAUUUCAAUAAAAAAAUAAAACAACUACUUUUCCACCUCAAAUCGUGAGCAAAAAAAGGAAUUGACUAUUUUUUUAUAAAAUGAAAACCUCUAGGACUUUCAAAUUUUUUUAUCAGCUUGUGCAAAAUUCAACAACACCACAGCCUGUUGACAACCAAAUGCCAAUUGCCACCAAAGAGAUGGAAGAGGACGUGCCAGACCAAACAGGUAUGCUCCACAGUAUCAGUCACAACAAAGAACUGAUGGGACAGAGUGUUGGUAACAUUGUACACAGGACUCUAAAGUAACCGGGAGGUCCUUCUCAUCUGCAGGGUCUAAGUCACCAACGCAAGGUUUUUAAACUUUGGCAAUGGGGCUUAGUCUAACUGUUACCUUUAUCCUUGCAGUAAUUGAAAGUCCACCUCAACAAUCUGGCAGCUCCACCAACACUUCUGGAGAUCUUAAUUCCUCCGCUGGUGCACAACAGGUAUUUGAAUAAAAACAACUACUUUUCCACCUCAAAUUAUGAGCAAGGUCAGCAAGAAAGCAAAAGACAGAGAAAAUUAAUUUUUUUAUGAAAUGAAAACCUAUAGGACUUUCACAUUUUUUUAUCAGCUUGUGCAAAAUUCGCCAACACCACAGCCUGUUGACAACCAAAUGCCAAUUGCCACCAAAGAGAUUGAAGAGGACGUGCCAGACCAAACAGGUAUGCUCCACAGUAUCAGUCACAACAGAGAACUGAUGGGACAGUGUUGGCAGUGUGAUACACAGGACUCUAAAGUAACUGUGAUGUCCUUCUCAUCUGCAGGGUCUAAGUCACCACCUCCAGGUUCUAGUAGCUCCACCAACACUUGUGAAGAACGUAAUUCCUCCCCUGAUGAAAAACAGGUACCAAAGAAUUCUAAUGACUUUCUUGCAGCCAGUCACCAUUAGCCAAUUAAGUUGUUUUAGCUUCAUUUACAGGAAACUGUAUUUAGCAUGAAUACUGUUUUACUGAGUGUUUUAUUAAAAUAAUCUGUUUGUACUUCUCUUCUAGAAGUCAACAGCACCAGAGAUCCCGAGGAACCAACCUGAAGCAACCACAGAGGUUGACGGAGAGGGAACAAAGCAAACAUGUAAAGUCAACAGCACUAGAUCAGUGCCAACCAGGAAGACAAAGCUUGUCUUCCUGGUUGGACCCUAAGGAGACUAGCUUUGUCUUGACAAAAGCUAGUGGGGAUCCUGAUGAACAAAAAACAAUAACAGCUUACAGGGCAAAGAAUUCAUAAACUUUGGCUAAGGGGAUUAGUCUAACUGUGAUCUUUAUCCUUGCAGCAACUGAAACUCCACCUAAAGAAUCUGGCAGCUCCACCAACACUUCUGGAGAUCUAAAUUCCUCCGCUGGUGCACAAAAGGUAUUUCAAUAAAAAAAAAAAAAAAACUACUUUUCCACCUCAAGUUAUGAGCAAGGUCAGUGAGAAAGCAAAUGUCAAAGAAACAAUAGCAGAUGUCAUGAACAGAGGUGAUUUAAAUGAUAUAAUGUUUGCAAGAAUUGACCAGUUUUUUUAUGAAAUGAAAACCACCACACCUGUCACUUCUUUUCAUCAGCCUGUGAAAAAUUCGCCAACACCACAGACUGUUGACAACCAAAGAAGUGCUGCCACCACAGAGAUCGAAGAGGACGUGACAGACCAAACAGGUAUGCUCCACAGUGUCAGUCACAACAAAGAACUGAUGGCACAGAGUGUUGGUAUUUAUAUACAGGACUCGAUAUUUACUGUGAUGUCCUUCUUAUCUGCAGGGUCUGAGACACCAACCCAAGGUUCUCCUAUCUCCACCAACACUUGUGAAGAAUGUAAUUUCUCCACUGAUGAAAAACAAAACCAACCGAAGCCACCACAGAAAUCGACGGAGAGGGAACAAAGCAAACAUGUAAAGUCAACAGCACUAGAUCAGUGCCAACCAGGAAGACAAAGCUUGUCUUCUUGGUUGGACCCUAGGAAGACUAUCUUUGUCUUGACAAAAGCUAGUGGGGAUCCUGAUGAACAAAAAACAGUAACAGCUCAGAGGGCAAAGAAUUCAUAAACUUUGGCUAAGGGACUUAGUCUUACUGUGAUCUUUAUCCUUGCAGCAACUAAAACUCCACCUAAAGAAUCUGGCAGCUCCACCAACACUUCUGGAGAUCUGAGUUCCUCCGCUGGUUCACAACAGGUAUUUGAAUAAAAACAACUACUGUUCCACCUCAAAUUAUGAGCAAGGUCAGCAAGAAAGCAAAAGACAGAGAAAAAGAAUUGACCAUUUUUUUAUAAAAUAAAAACCUCUUGGACUUUCAAAUUUUUUCAUCAGCCUUUGCAAAAUUCAACAACACCACAGACUGUUGACAACCAAAUGCCAAUUGCCACCAAAGAGAUGGAAGAGGACGUGCCAGACCAAACAGGUAUGCUCCACAGUAUCAGUCACAACAAAGAACUGAUGGGACAGAGUGUUGGUAAUAUUAUACACAGGACUCUAAAGUAACCGGGAGGUCCUUCUCAUCUGCAGGGUCUAAGUCACCAACGCAAGGUUUUUAAACUUUGGCAAUGGGGCUUAGUCUAACUGUUACCUUUAUCCUUGCAGUAAUUGAAAGUCCACCUCAACAAUCUGGCAGCUCCACCAACACUUCUGGAGAUCUUAAUUCCUCCGCUGGUGCACAACAGGUAUUUGAAUAAAAACAACUACUUUUCCACCUCAAAUUAUGAGCAAGGUCAGCAAGAAAGCAAAAGACAGAGAAAAUUAUUUUUUUUAUGAAAUGAAAACCUAUAGGACUUUCACAUUUUUUUAUCAGCUUGUGCAAAAUUCGCCAACACCACAGACUGUUGACAACCAAAUGCCAAUUGCCACCAAAGAGAUUGAAGAGGACGUGCCAGACCAAACAGGUAUGCUCCACAGUAUCAGUCACAACAGAGAACUGAUGGGACAGUGUUGGCAGUGUGAUACACAGGACUCUAAAGUAACUGUGAUGUCCUUCUCAUCUGCAGGGUCUAAGUCACCACCUCCAGGUUCUAGUAGCUCCACCAACACUUGUGAAGAACGCAAUUCCUCCCCUGAUGAAAAACAGGUACUAAAGAAUUCUAAUGACUUUCUUGCAGCCAGUCACCAUUAGCCAAUUAAGUUGUUUUAGCUUCAUUUACAGGAAACUGUAUUUAGCAUGAAUACUGUUUUACUGAGUGUUUUAUUAAAAUAAUCUGUUUGUACUUCUCUUCUAGAAGUCAACAGCACCAGAGAUCCCGAGGAACCGAACUGAUGCAACCACAGAGGUUGACGGAGAGGAAACAAAGCAAACAUGUAAAGUCAACAGCACUAGAUCAGUGCCAACCAGGAAGACAAAGCUUGUCUUCUUGGUUGGACCCUAGGAAGACAAGAUUUGUCUUGACAAAAGCUAGUGGGGAUCCUGAUGGACAAAAAACAAUAACAGCUUACAGGGCAAAGAAUUCAUAAACUUUGGCUAAGGGACUUAGUCUAACUGUGAUCUUUAUCCUUGCAGCAACUGAAACUCCACCACAAGAAUCUGGCAGCUCCACCAACACUUCUGGAGUGGAUCUGAAUUCCUCCGCUGGUGCACAACAGGUAUUUCAAUUAAAAAAAAAAACAACUACUGUUCCACCUCAAGUUAUGAGCAAGGUCAGUAAGAAAGCAAAAGACAAAAAACAAUAGCAGAUGUUAUGAACAGAGGUGAUUUAAAUGAUAUAAUGUUUGCAAGAAUUGACCAGUUUUUUUAUGAAAUGAAAACCACCACACCUGUCACUUCUUUUCAUCAGCCUGUGCAAAAUUCACCAACACCACAGACUGUCGACAACCAAAGAAGUGCUGCCACCACAGAGAUCGAAGAGGACGUGACAGACCAAACAGGUAUGCUCCACAGUAUCAGUCACAACAAAGAACUGAUGGGACAAAGUGUUGGUAACAUUGUACACAGGACUCUAAAGUAACUGUGAUGUCCUUCUCAUCUGCAGGGUCUAAGUCACAAACGCAAGGUUCUAGUAGCUCCACCAACACUAGUGAACAACGUAAUUCCUCCCCUGAUGAAAAACAGGUACUGAAGAAUUCUCAUGACCUUCUUGCAGCCAGUCACCGUUGGCCAAUAAAGUUGUUUGAGCUUAAUUUACAGGAAACUCUAUAAAAACAGUUUUGCUGAGUGUCCAACAGAAAAGUCCAACUGACCAACUAAACCAGUCAUUGUUUCCUAAAGGACAUGAACACUGUCCAGAUUACUCAUUAUUAUCCGUAGCUAUUCAUUAAUUUUUUAGUGUUUAUCCACCAAUAGGAUUUCAACGCCAUUAUAAUUUGUUUUACAUAUUUGCAUAAUUGAGCCAGUGUUUCAUUAAAAUAAUCUGUUUGUACUUCUCUUCUAGAAGUCAACAACACCGGAGACCCCGAGGAACCAAACUGAUGCAACCACAGAAAUCGACGGAAAGGGAACAAAGCAAACAUGUAAAGUCAACAGCACUAGAUCAGUGCCAACCAGGAAGACAAAGCUUGUCUUCUUGGUUGGACCCUAGGAAGACUAGCUUUGUCUUGACUAAAGCUAGUGGGGGUCCUGAAGAACAAAAAACAGUAACAGCUCAGAGGGCAAAGAAUUCAUAAACUUUGGCUAAGGGACUUAGUCUAACUGUGAUCUUUAUCCUUGCAGCAACUAAAACUCCACCUAAAGAAUCUGGUAGCUCCACCAACACUUCUGGAGAUCUGAGUUUCUCCGCUGGUGCACAACAGGUAUUUCAAUAAAAACAACUACUGUUCCACCUCAAAUUAUGAGCAAGGUCAGCAAGAAAGCAAAAGACAAAAAAUGACAGCAGAUGUUGUGAACGGAGGUGAUUUAAAUGAUAUAAUGUUUGCAAGAAUUGACCAGUUUUUUUAUGAAAUGAAAACCACCACACCUGUCACUUCUUUUCAUCAGCCUGUGCAAAAUUCGCCAACCCCACAGACUGUUGACAACCAAACAAGUGCUGCCACCACAAAGGUGGAAGAGGACAAGAGAGACCAUACAGGUAUGCUCCACAGCAGGGGUGGCCAACCAUGUGCCAUGACAAAGCUUGUCUUCCUGGUCGGACCCUAGGAAGACAAGCUUUGUCUUGACUAAAGCUAGUGGGGGUCCUGAAGAACAAAAAACAAAAACAGCUCAGAGGGCAAAGAAUUCAUAAACUUUGGCUAAGGGACUUAGUCUAACUGUGAUCUUUAUCCUUGCAGCAACUAAAACUCCACCUAAAGAAUCUGGUAGCUCCACCAACACUUCUGGAGAUCUGAGUUCCUCCGCUGGUUCACAACAGGUAUUUCAAUUAAAAAUAAAACAACAACUACUGUUCCACCUCAAGUUAUGAGCAUGGUCAGUAAGAAAGCAAAAGACAAAAAACAAUAGCAGAUGUAAUGAACAGAGGUAAUUGAAAUGAUAUCAUGUUUGCAAGAAUUGAACAGUUUUUUUAUGAAAUGAAAACCACCACACCUUUCACUUCUUUUCAUCAGCCUGUGCAAAAUUCGCCAACCCCACAGCCUGUUGACAACCAAAGAAGUGCUGCCACCACAGAGAUGGAAGAGGACGUGCCAGACCAAACAGGUAUGCUCCACAGUAUCAGUCACAACAAAGAACUGAUGGGACAGAGUGUUGGUAGUGUUAUACACAGGACUCUAAAGUAACUGUGAUGUCCUUCUUAUCUGCAGGGUCUGAGUCACCAUGGCAAGAUUCUCGUAUCUUCACCAAAGCUCAGCAAAGGCUUUUUCCCUCCCCUGAUGAAAAACAGGUACUGAAGAAUUCUCAUGACCUUCUUGCAGCCAGUCACCGUUAGCCAAUUAAGUUGUUAUAGCUUAAUUUACAGGAAACUCUAUGAAAACAGUUUUACUGAGUGUCCAACAGAAAAGUCCAGCUAACUAACUAAACCAGUCAUUGUUUCCCAAAGAACGUGAACACUGUCCAGGUUACUCAUUUGUGCUCCGUAUUUACUCAAUUUCACUUCUUUCAUUAGCCUGCGCAAAAUGCACAAACCUCACAGACUGUUGACAACCAAACAAGUGUUGCCACCAAAGAGAUGGAAGAGGACGUGACAGACCAAACAGGUACGCUCCACAGUAUCAGUCACAACAAAGAACUGAUGGGACAGAGUGAUGGUAACAUUAUACACAGGACUCUAAAGUAACUGUGAUGUCCUUCUCAUCUGCAGGGUCUGAGACACCAACGCAAGGUUCUGGUAUCUCCACCAACGCUCAGCGAAGGCUUUUUCCCUCCCCUGAUAAAAAACAGGUACAGGUACAGGUACUGUAAUGUUUGGGAAAAGUUGCCAGCCACUACCCCCAUUUUUGACCAAAUUUUAUAAAUUUCUAGACAAAAUAAAAGUUUCAAGCUUGCUAUGACUUUGCCUUCCAUGUUAGCCAAGGGUUCAUCUAAUAUUUUUUUAAAUUUUUUUUUUAUUUGCAUUGUUGCAUCAAAUUAAAGAGCAACCAACGCUGGGUAUGCAGGACUUCUAGCUGAAGCUAGUUUGUUGUCCAUGUCUGGUCCUUGUUUCCUAUAUCUGGAAAUUGUUACCCGUACUCUGCAGGAUUGCAUUUGAGUCAGAUUUCCGCUAAAACUUUAAAGAAAUAGAUAUUUUUUAUCCACAGUGCAGCUCAUGGCAUAGAUUAAUUUAACCAUCAAGUUAAUGCUAUGAUAGCAAGAGGGUUGUGUGCCUUCUGAUGUGUUUCUGUGAUAAAGACUGUUUGAAAAGUUCAGUCUAUCCUGGGUACUUCAGUGGUAACAAGCUUGUGCAAAAUCUAAAACAAACCAAGUGUAGGCUAUAGCAACCUGUUGGCAGGAUACACAAUGGAGAAAAAUUGUGUUUUAGCGAGCAAAUCCUAACAUGACACAUCAACAACGAGAAUAAUGAGAUAGAAGCUAGUACUAGGGACGUGGUAUGUCACCUCUCUGGUGGGGAAGGAGCCUGAGCUGGUCUGCAAGGUGGAGUGGUUCUGGCUAGAUAUAGUUAGACCAACCCCAACCCAUAGUGUUGGCUCCAGAACCAGUCCCCUUGAGAGCUGGAUAGGGGUGGUAAUACUUCUCUUUCCCUGGCUUGGUGCCUGCAUGUUGGGGUUCACCCCAGUGGACAAGAGGGAAGCCUCCCUUGCCUUCAGGUGGGGGGACAUAUCCUUGCUAUUGUUUGUGCCUAUACUCAAAACAGCAGCUCAGAGUAUCCGCCGCUUUUAGAGUCUUUAGAAGGGGUACUGGUGAGUGGGAUUCCCCUGCUCUGCUGGGGGUCUUCAACACCUAUGUUGGCAACAGCAGUGGGACCUGGAGAGGCAUGACUUGGUAAUGACAAGAGUAAUUUAAUGUCCUGAAAUAAAAAUGCACUCAGAAUUUAGACAAAUCCAAAAGUAAAAGCCAAAAAACAUCUGGCAAAGAUUCUUUUAAGAGUCACCCCAUGAGACCAGAUCAACGAAGAAGCCCCUCAUCUGCACCAUCUGCAUGGAUCUGUUUGAGCAUCCUGUCACAACAGCUCGUGGCCACUCUUUCUGUUAGUACUGUCUGAUCUGCAACUUUAAUGACAAUGACAGGGUGUGUCUCUCUGCAGCAGCAUCAGAGAAAAAACCCAGAGGUGGACAUCAUCCUGAAAGACCAUAAGGAAGACAUGAAAGAGGAGACAGCAAAGACACGUGAUGAGUACACCGGGGCACCUGGUGAAGUGGCUUGUGACAUCUGCACGGAGAACAAGCUGAAAGCCUUGAAGUCUUGCCUCAUGUGUCUCAUCUCGUAUUGUUCCACCCACUUGAAGAAUCACUCUUCAACUAAAAGAUUUAAGGGCCACAAGUUGGUGCAACCUGUGGAGAACUUGGAUGACAGGGCCUGUCUCCAGCAUGGACGCCCCUUGGAGCUGUUCAGCAGGAAGUCGGGAAGGUGCAUUUGUGCUCUCUGUAUGGAAGAAGAUAAAGAGGGGGUGGUUACUACUGAGGAAGAAUGGAAAGGGAAAAGGGUGAGCUCCCACACGGAUGGCCUUAUCAUUUUAUGGUUGAUGCUUUGGUGAGUUUGUGGUGAUAAGGAUUCUGAUUUUGUCUCUUGGUUACCUCAAGGCGAGGCUUGAUGACACAAUGAUGGAGUUACGGAAGAAAAUUGAAAAGAGAACGACUCGGACAGAUGAGAUAAACGUAUCACUGAUGGACUGCGAGGUAAGUUGUAAGAGUUUAAAUCUCUGUGGUCCUUGAUUAGCCCGAACUGAAAGGGGAUCAGACCAGUUAGUGUCAACAAACAGUGUGGUAGAAAAGGGAGCAAGUCAAAUGAUGGAACUUCCUUGUGGACUAAAAUCCAAACCAGGGCUCAUUGGAUCGUCUUAAAUUUGAUCCCUCUCAGGAGUUGAAGUUCCCAAACAAAGAAUCCCUGUCUCUGCUUUUUAAGUGACAAACAUUGUUGUAAACUGUUAAAGAACACAAACAGACAAUCUGUCUUUGCCUCUAUUUUAAGGACCAGCUGAACAACGAGAUGGAAGACAUUGAUGCCGUGUUCGGAGCUGUUCUUGCCAUUGUGGAGGAAGCCCGUGCGGCAGCUCUUCAGCCAAUCCAGGACAGAAGGAAGGCUAUGGAAGAGGAGGCUAAACACAUUGAAGAGAAGUUGAGAGGAGAGAUCCAACAGCUUGAGAAAACCUUCUAUAAGCUUAAGGAAAUAUCUGAACUUGAGGAUCACAUCCUAUUCUUACAGGUGAGAGGUCAUUUCUGAGGAACAGACCGUGGUUUUUGGCCGCUAAGUCUUUACAAAUUGAGUUGAACGUCUGAUUUUAAGCAAUUUGCACAGAUGAUAUUGUGUCAAACUUGCCCUAGGACUUUGACCAAACUUUGACAUCCGGUCAUGAAACAGGGAGUUAUUGUAACUCCCUCAUAAAGUGUUACAUCUAAUUGGUAUUUCAUACACACAAUCAAGGUCCACCUCUGAACAUAUCGACGCACCCAUCUCUCAACUACAGCUGUAGUGCCAUCCUUUGGGAAUUUGACCAGUACCAGAGGCUGAUACCAAUAUUAAUGGACUGGAACCGUGUCAUGAAACUGUUGGUGGAUGGCUGUAGCAACUGUACAUUCCUCUGCGACUCUAUUUGAAGCCUGUGUCUGCAAACAGUUCACUUAAAGGGUGUUUUUAGGGUUAGAUGGACACUUUACACUCCAUUCAAAAGAACAAGCGGGAUGUUAGAGUGGAACCAAAUAACUAGGACUGCCGAAAAUGCAAUAGGAAUUACAUAUCUGCUCUUCUUGUCUCAGGGUUACCCAUUUCUCCAAGACCUGGACAGCAUCGAAGAUUGCCCAGAGGUAGAGCUGAACACAUCACUGUCAUUUGGCACCAUGAAAGAAAUCACAACCACCAUGAUGGAAUCAAUUCAAAAGGAAGUAGAGAAGCUGACCCCCAUCGGUAAGAGUUAAACCAAAGCGGUAAAAGUAAAAGAUUAUUGUUGACUGCAUUAAUCUGAAGUUGUUUCUUUACUUCAUAGAACUUCAAAGAAUCACCAAGUUUAAAGGUGUGUGUUACAGUCUGUUUCUCUCUCAUGAUAUGCUUCCAAAUAUUGACUGUAGAGUCUUGAUGUAACAGUUGUUUGCAACUUGUUCUCAGCAGUGGAUGUAAAGCUUGACCCAGCUACUGCACACCCACGCCUUGCUCUUUCUGAAGAUGGCAAAGAGGUCAGAGAUAGUGGAGAGAACCAGAAAGUCGCUGAUUCUCCAAAGCGGUUUGAUGUGUUUGGCAGCAUCCUUGGGCUCGACAAGUUGCCAUCUUGGGAAGUCCUACUGGGAGGUUGAGGUCAGGAACAAAACUGGGUGGGAUCUGGGGGUGGUAAGAGGUGGUGCAAACCGUAAAGGUAAUCUCUCAAUGACCCCAGAUAAUGGGUACUGGGUUGCUGUGCAUUAUGAAGAAGAAAAGUAUGCAGCCAUGACAGCUCCACCAGUUCCUCUUUACCCGAAGAAGAAACCUCAGAAGGUGGGAGUGUUUGUGGACUACGAGGAAGGUGUUGUGUCAUUUUACGAUGUGAGAGCAAACUCCCACAUCUACUCUUUUACUAAGUGUUCAUUCAAUGAUAAGAUCUUUCCGUACUUCAGCCCACAUGUCAAAAAAGGUCAGAAAAACGCAGAUCCCUUGGUUAUCCUUUGAGAAAUUUUGAAGGGGACGUGGACUUGUCAUGAAGAUUACAUGAGUUUGUUGGUGAGGGAACUCAGAUGUACAAAAGUUGGGUUUGGUCAAAUGGGAAUGGUACAUUUUCUGCAAUUUUUUUCUGUCAGAAUUGGGGGUUUGAAAGUACCAAUGGUGGAACCCUUUUGGAUCCAAUAUCUGCAAAAUACUAUAGUUUCUGAUACUAAUAAGACAGAAGGAAAGGUGGCGGUAAUCCAAUGAAACUGUCAGCAGCUCAACAUACCAGUCCACAAAGUGAAUUAUGAUAAGAAUACAUUGGUGUCCUAUAACAAUGCAAAUACAAGAACAAACAUUUAACAGCUUUUUUUUUUAACUGUAAAAGAAACAGAUUUGAAAAAUUAGAUGGCAAAACUUACCAGAUAACAAAACCGUAAUGAAUUCGACCUAACUGUGAUUGGCGGACGGAGUUUUUGCUAUUUCUAGUGGAAUAGUUAUAAAUUCACUAAAACUUGAGAUCGGUCAUCAACCACAAUAAAAGGGCCCCACUUAAUGCUUAUACAUGUUAUGGUCCACAAGUCAUACCCAAUUGAAAAACAUAAUGGAUGUUGUUACUUGGAGACAUUGAGGUUGUACGAUGUGAACAGUUGUUUACAUGUGGCACCUUCUGUUGGGUGCUAAUCAUGAAAAUGUAUGUCAAAAGUCUCAGUGUGUUUCCAGAAUGAAGCCUUUUAUUUAACGACAUUAGACAAAAAAACUAUUUAUAAACAGUGUGUUAAACUUUGAGUGGGAACAAUGUUCUAUGAAGUCCAAAAUCUUGAUAAUAAAAAUACAAACAUUUCUUGAAUCAUCGUUUUUGUCUUCCUCAUUUUAUAAUCUCUCUUGUAUCCAAUGGUAGGGCAUGCAGACGGCACUUUUUGUGUUUAUUUAUGUAAAUGAUUAGUUUGUUAAUAUCACAAUAGAAUGCAGAAAGUUUAAUCUUAAUAAUAAAAAAAAAUAUUUUAAAUUGCGUCUUUGAAACUCAACUUUUCUGCAUUUCAAAACCAUUUUUAAAAAGGGGGUUUAAACAUUUUUCGGACUCCGAUAAAAAAAAAAAAAAAUUCACCCUUCAUGAGUCUGUUAUCUUCUGAUUAGCCACUUCCCUAGAAGCUUUUUGGAGGUCAUCCAAAGACAGAGUUACAUGUUUUGGUCCCAUCUCCUUUGCUGUGGCAAUCGAGCAAUAAAUAAAGAGGAACCACAGGAAAGUUGAUGUCAGAGCACACAGGAGGACGAGGAGACAGAAGAUCAGGGUGAGCUGUUCAAGAUCUGCUCUGGCUUAUUUUGUCUUUAAUUAAAAGCAUUUGCAGUGUUUAAUAAACUUAACAAGUUCUUUAAAAACUGGAGAAGAAAAAAAUCUUUGAAAUCAAAGUAAUUUAACUGCAAACAUAGUGGAUAAUGUGUCUCAACUUGAUUAUUGUUAUGAUAGUUUAAUUAAAGGUUAUUUUAUUGCAGCUUUCAGAGAGAAACUCUAAGUUCAGUGUCGUCUUAUUCAUUAAGAUCCCAGUAACCUGCAGAUGAUGCAAACUUAAUCAAGAUUUAAAACAUUUAAAUGAGCAUUUUUAAAGCUCCACUAUUUUGCACUUUAAACAAUUUUUAAAGAGAGGUUAUUACACUUUUGUUUAGACUGUAGUUUCUGAUAGCCCUUUAAUAGCUUUACAUGAUUUUCAGAUAAUAAAAAAACGAAGACCCACCCCUCUCAUGAGUCUGCGUUCUUCUGAUAAGCAACUUCUCCAGAGGUUCUCUGGACAUCACCCAACAACAGCCUCCAAGUUGGCAGUUCCAGCUAAUCCAUAAUGGCAACCCAGCAAGGCCCAAGCACCCACCAGGGGGAGGAAGGACACAAGCCGAAGGGAAUGACAAAUCCUGAUGAUACGCAACCCAAUUCCACCACUUUUGACAUUGAAAGUGCUAUGGGAAAUCUGAGUGUAAAUGACCGUGCCGUCUUGCAACAACACGAUCUACCCUCUCUCAUAAUAAGCAACAUGAAUUCUGUGGUUAAAAAAAUUGAAGAGCUAAAGCGUCUUGUCAAGGAAGAGGUGGAGUUUCGUGAGUGCAGUUUGAUGUGUUUUACGGAAACGUGGCUACGUGAGUGUCACACUCUCACCAUCCAAGGCUUCCAGACUUUCCGGGCAGACCGGAUGCUUGAUGAGGUUGGUAAGAAAAGAGGUGGGGGACUUGCUGUGCUUGUAAAUAACAGAUGGUGCAACCCUCGUCAUAUUACUGAGAGAAAACGCAUCUGUUUGACGGAUAUUGAACUGCUGGCCUUGGAACUCGACCCAUAUCGUGUGCCUCAGGAGAUGUCACAUGUUUUCAUGGUGGUUGUUUACAUCAAGUGCAAUGCUAAACGAGCUACAGUACACGAUGUCAUCCGCGAAACUAUAGACGAACUAAAGACAGGACACCCCAGUGCCCUCAUCCUUAUUGCUGGGGACUUCAAUCGUGUCAACAUGGAAGAAACACUGACUGCCUUCACACAGUAUGUGGACAUCCCGACAAGGAAGGAGCAGACCCUGGACUUGCUGUUUGCUAAUUUGAAGGACGCUUAUGAUGCUAAAUCCCUCCGCCCCCUUGGUAAGGCAGACCACAACCUGGUUCACCUCACCCCCCGCAAAAAGAUGCCUGCAACCACAAACACGGUAAGGACAUGGUCAGAGGACACAUAUGUCACAUUGCAGGGCUGUUUUUAGGUGACAGACUGGCAGGCACUCUGUGAGCCCCAUGGAGCAGACAUCAGUGGAUUGGUUCAUUUGUUUGCUUGCAGUUGUCCAAUCGUGAAGCUGAGGUAGAUUGUCUUGGCCCAAAAAGGUUCCAGAGGUUUUUUUUGGAGAUCAACCUGGGACAGAGCUGCAUGUUUUGGCUGGUCAAUGGAGUCAUGCCGCGGAGCAGGAUUACCAUCUCCGUUACCAUGAGGCAUGACCUCAGGCUGCUUCUCUGUACCAGAAGUAGUAGUUUUUUAAUCAAACCAGGUCCAAAAGGGUUAUUAUAAUAAAAUGUGGGGGAAUAAGCCUCAGACCCCUGAGGUUUGCAAUGACGCCCCCAUUGGUGCACUGGGUCAGUAAAGGCCAAGUUUUCAUGUUAAGAUGGAUGAUGCCGAGGGAGUGAGUGCUGAACUGCCUAACCCUAUCUCUAACAGUCAUGCAAAUACCUGGGACUCAAAGUGUGAGGCGCCGAGAGUGUGUGGACCCAAAAGCAGAGGACGUGAGGCAAUAGUUCAGUUUCCAAAGGGCAAACUCUUUUAUUCCAGUCACAAAAAAACCCGGCAGGGUCAAAAUCAGAGCAGCAAAUAAUCAGGCGACAAAAACCAGAGGGACAGGCAAGAAUCAAAAAUCCAGGAUCAAAACAGGUCAUACAAGGGGAGCAGAGAUAUAUCAAAGAACGCGAGAGAGCUUGUGCUAAAGAGACAAAGACAAUCUGGCAGGGAAGAGCUAGUGAGGAGGGGUUAAAUAGGGAAGGGAACAAAACACAGGUGAAGCCAAUGGGGUAAUUAACUAAGGCGGGAAAAGGAACAAAGACCGGAAGUAAAGGUGACAGCAACACAGGAAAAACAGGAUCUUCAAAAUAAAACAGGAAGUGGAUUUCACAGCACAGAUCAUGACACAAAGAUGCAGUCCUGGAACUGCAGCCUUUGGCUCAGCAAAUACACAAGGCUUAUCUCUGUAUUCAGUACAGGUAUAUUGGUCACACAAGUGUAUUGGACCAGGUUUACUUUUGAGAUGAAAGAAAAAGUACAAAAAAACACACACAAAAUUUUAAAGCUUUAACGAGAGACUAACUAUAAACUACUAUAACUAUAAAUGGCUCAAUUGAACUAGCUCUAUGCUGGGAUGCAUAAUAUGUAGAUCCGUGUUUCUUUUGGAGUUUUUUCUUUGAAAAUAUCUACCGUACGUUUGUUUCAUUUUGACUUUCACCCACCAGAAAACCAAACCCGCCAAAAAGAGCCUCUGGAUCUGCAGCUGUGGCUGGUACAGUAUCAAAACCUUCGAUGGCUUGAAGAUCCACCAGAAGAAGAAUGGAUGCAUCCAGGGUGGAGUUAACAUCCCUUUAGGUGAACACUCAGAUUUUAUAAUUUUUCAGGAGGUUUGAGUAAUCAGUUGUGCUAAACAGUGAUUCAGUCUCUUUUCCUACAGCCAUUUUCUUGCAGCUAAUUGGAACAAACUCAUUCAGAUAUGUUGAAGCUCUUGCAGUCUCCAGUGAUGCUCAGGUAAAGAUUUCCGUUUGUGUCAAAAGAUACAAGAAUCCAUUUUUUUCCAUUUUGAUGGCCCAUUAACUUUGGGUCGUCACCUACCAUAUAUUUAACCAAAAAGACUGAGAAACAAUAACAGAUGUUAGAAACAGAGGAGUUUUUAUGAAAUGAAAACCACAACUUACACUUUUUUUUUUGCCAACACCACAGACCUUUGACAACCAAGCAAGUGCUGCCACCACAGACCAAACAGGUAUAUUGCACAAUAUCAGUGACAUCAGAAAACUGAUGGCACAGAGCAUUGGUAAUUUAACACAAAUGACCCUUGUGUAACUGUGAUGUCCUUCUCAUCUGCAGGAUCUGAGACACCAAUCAAAGGUCCUCUUGGCGCCACCAACGCUCAGCGAAGGCUUUUUCCCUCCCCUGAUGAAAAACCGGUACUGUAGAAUUCUCAUGACCUUUCCUGCAGCCAGUCACCGUUAGCCAAUUAAGUUGUUUUAGCUUAAUUAACAGGAAACUCCGUCUGAAACACUUUGUUUUAGCUGUCCUGAAACUGCAGCCUUUGGCUCGGUAAACAAUGAACAAGACAAUGAAGAACUUAGUUCUGUAUUCAGUACUUGUGUACUGGUCCCAUUGGUGUAUCGGACCAGGCUCACUUUUGAGAAAACAAAAGAACAAAGUCCAAAAAAAAGUCUGAUACGCAAAAUUUUCAGGCUCUUUUCUGGUCAAGACUCGAGGGACUCACUUUAGAUUUAAUUAUAAAUGUCUCAAUUGAAUUAUCUCUGUGCUGAGAUGCAUAAUAUGAAGUUUUGUUUCUUUUGGAGUUAUUUCUUUAAAAAUAUCCACUUUAUUUAACCCCCCAGAAAACCAAACCAGCCAGAAAGAGCGUCUGGAUCUGCAGUUGCGGCUGGCACGAACACACAACCUAUGAUGGCCUGAAGAUCCACCAGGACAUGAAUGGGUGCACCCAAGGUAGGGAUAGGAUCCCUUCAGGUGAACACUCAGAUUUGAUAGUAAUAUGCCUUCAUUAACAUAUUGUCAAUUGGUACAUAACUGUGUUAAACGGUGAAUCAUACUCUUUUCCUACAGUCACUGACACUCAAACAGAAAUGUUAAAGCUCUUUUAAGGAUUAAAGAAUUAAAAAAAGGCCUCUCUUAUUCGUUAAAAGUUCAUCUCAGUAAAUGUGUCCGCUGUGGUCAAGGAUUGGUUAGCUACUGUAAUUUGUUAAAGACUGUUUGGUUUGGUUUUUCACCAUGACUCUGUUUCUUUGUGACUGCAGUGGAUCCAGCGGUGGACUCGCUCUCCUAA
This is a messenger RNA of Xyrichtys novacula (pearly razorfish), 16646 nucleotides long. Lineage: Eukaryota; Metazoa; Chordata; Actinopteri; Labriformes; Labridae. The record is from the annotation of a GenBank genome assembly.